Messenger RNA from Mercurialis annua (annual mercury), 1677 nucleotides. Its product is annotated as ent-kaur-16-ene synthase, chloroplastic-like. Lineage: Eukaryota; Viridiplantae; Streptophyta; Magnoliopsida; Malpighiales; Euphorbiaceae. Gene Ontology annotation, biological process: diterpenoid biosynthetic process. The transcript is spliced from 9 exons. Bases 199 to 1623 code for a protein of 474 amino acids. Gene Ontology annotation, molecular function: magnesium ion binding; terpene synthase activity. The record is from RefSeq and is a predicted model, not a curated record.
UAAAUCUUUAAAAAAAAUAGUAACUCUUUUAUCUUUAAUAACUAACUCUCUUAUUGUGAUUUUUCAGCUCCCACAAUUUAUCCACUGGAAAUAUAUAGCCAACUCCGUGCAGUAGACAAUCUUCAAAAGUUAGGAAUUGAUGAUAGAUAUUUCAAAACAGAAAUAGAUACUAUUUUGGAUAAUAUAUAUGGAUUAUGGAUGCAAAGAGAUGAAGAGAUAUAUUUAGAUGUGAAUUGUUGUGCUUUGGGAUUUCGUCUACUACGAUUGAAAGGAUACAAUGUCUCUUCUGAUGCACUAAAACAAUUCUCUGAAGAAGAAUAUUUUUUCAAUUCAGUGAGUCCACAAUUCAAAAAUAUAAACACAAUUUUGGAAUUAUAUAAGGCCUCAAAGAUAAUGAUAUACGAAAAUGAACCAAUUCUUGAGAAGUUAGAAGUUUGGACAAGUUCAUUUUUAAAGAAACAACUACUGACGGGCGCCAUUAAAGAUUCUACGCUACGUGUUGAAGUUGGUCAUGCUUUGAGAUAUGGUUAUGACAGUUUAAAGUUUCUUGAGAUGAGGUGGGAAAUGGAGCACCAGAAAACUUGUAGUGUUCAACUUCUGAAAACAUGUUAUGGCAUUCUUGAUGACCAUAAUAUCGAGUUAUUGGCGCUCGCAAUCCAACAAUAUAACAUGUGCCAAUCAUUAUAUCAAAAAGAAUACCAAGAUCUUGAGAGAUGGGUUAAGAUUUGCAGAUUCGAGGAACUCAAUUUUGCAAGGGUUAUGCUACUUAAUUGCUACUACACCAACUCUGCAAUUCUUUGUGCUCCUGAAUUGGCAGAUGCUCGACUCUCCAUUACCAAAAAUUGUGUUCUAGCUACUGUUGUUGACGACUUUUUUGAUGUUGUUGGCUCUAAUGAAGAAUUGGAAAAUUUAGUUCAAUUAGUCCAGAGAUGGGGAGAAACUUCAACUAUUGGAUACUGCUCGAAGCAAGUUGAGAUUAUCUUUUUAGCACUUGAAGGCAUGAUUAAAGAGCUUGACGAUAUUGCGUUCAAGCAUCACGGAAGAAGUAUUGAGCAUCACUUGGUCAAAAUAUGGCAUGACUUGCUCAAAUCUAUGAUGAAUGAAGCUGCAUGGGCUAGAGUGAACGCAACACCGUCGCUAGAUGAGUACAUGGAAAAUGCUUACAUAUCUUUAGCCUUAGGGCCAAUUUGUCACAUAACAACUUAUUUUCUUGGGGUAACCUUACCCGAAGAAAUAAUGACAGGACAACAAAUAAAUGAUUUAUUUAAGCAUGUUAGCCUAGUUGGACGACUUCUAAAUGAUCUCAAAUCUUUCAAGAGAGAACGCGAACAAGGUAAAUACAAUAGUGUAUCACUACGUGUAUUUCAUAGUCAAGAGACCAUAACAGAAGAAGAAGCUAUUGAAAGAACAAAAGGAGACAUUGAGAGGUAUAGAAGAGAAUUGUUACGGCUUUCUACGCAAAAGGAAGAAAACUUGCUUCCAAAACCUGUCAGGGAUUUUUUUUGGAACAAGAGCAAUGUAUUACAUUAUUUUUACAUGGACAAUGAUGGCUACUCAAAUCCUAAAAUUAAAAUGUCUAAUGAUGCAAAACUUAUAUUAUGGGAACCAAUUUCCCUUCCUUAAUCUAUUGACGGUUAGGUUUUUUAAAUAAUAUUGUCUUUCCAUUUUUAAGAGUUA